Calidris pugnax (ruff) is the source of this 330-nucleotide messenger RNA. RefSeq names its product anther-specific protein SF18-like. The record is from RefSeq and is a predicted model, not a curated record. The transcript has 3 exons. NCBI's taxonomy places the organism in Eukaryota, Metazoa, Chordata, Aves, Charadriiformes, Scolopacidae. The coding region runs from base 1 to 330 and encodes 109 amino acids.
AUGGCAACGGCUCCCGGCUCUCGGACCUGCCUGUCUGCCCGAGCGCAGCCCCGACGCUUCUUCCCCGGCCGCCCCGUAUCAACCCCCCCCCUCAACGCCGCCGGCAGCGAGAACAACCUGAUCCCCCACACACCUCCAGGCGGCGGCAGCGGCGGCCCCAGCCCCGUCCCGCCGACCUCGGGCGGCGCCCGGCCCGGGGACCGGGGCCAUGCACCCGGCGCGGUGCUGAGCCCCGCGGCGGCGGCGGCGAAGCGGAGCCCUCUCCCCGCGGGCAGCCCUCGACCUGCGUGCGAGCGGGGCCGCGCCCGCCGCCGCCGUCGCCCCCCAUGA